AUCGGACACAAGCUAUCCAUCGAUAUUGCUUUAUUGGAAAAUCAGAGGACUGAAUUAACACCAGAAGUUUGGUUUGGGGGAUCUGUUCAUUUGAAUUUGAAUUCACGCAGACUUGGACUUUUUUCACUGCUCGCCAAAGUAAGUCUGCUCUUGAUAAAUCACGAAUGUACUAAAUGGAUGGUUUAAAAAUGUGUCGUUGCAUUCGGAGUGCAUUACGUUAUGGCACCACAUAACCUACUUAAAGGUUAUAGCACAUAAUCAGUCAUUAUUACAGAGAUUAUAGUCAAGUAGAUCUGCCGUGCGUAAAAGCAGUGGCGCUGUUCCAAUCGACUCUCCCUCGGCGCACGACGGUUGACUUGUAGGCGAUGUGUUUGCGGUGUCAGGCAGAAGGAGAAGGCAAAUAAUUUAGGGCUGUGCCAAACCCAGAGACACCGGAGAGGUGACAACGACAAUACUAAAGCUCAGUACUGCGUACUGCGUAAAUACUGAUACGACUCCUUGCGAAAACUGCUUCAAUGUUAUGUUAGAAUGUAGGAUGAAUGGCUUCACAACUUUCCUCUUUGGAGUUGGUGCACACAAUCAAACUUAAAUUUGAGACAAACUAAACUGUAAAUCAGACACGUUAAACCACUUUUCGUCAUUUUAACCGAUAUCCUAUAGUGUGGUGGCUGCUGACUCUCUCCUCUUCCUGAUCUGUUCCAAAGAAAGCAUGGAAACCAACAGGGUAGAAGAGAAUACUUUUUUCUAAAUCCUUGGAAACAGGGGGAAACAAAAUUACUUCUGGAUUGUGUGGCACGAUCUUCCCUAUUAAUUUCUGAAAACUAUAAUGGAGCCUCUAGACCAGACCCAAUGGAUUCCCCUCUCAUCAGACCUCGAUUCCUCCUCUGCAGCAACUCCCUCAUCCUUCCUCUUUUCUUACCCCCGCCUCUUCAACAUCUCCUCCAACCUGUCCACUCAGAGUGUCCCCUUUCAGGGCAGCAGCACUCUGGUGACAGCGGUCAUCUCCCUCACGGUCUUCAUGGUGGGUCUCACCGGCAACACUCUGGCCAUCUACGUGGUGCUGCGCUACGCCAAGAUGAAGACUGUCACCAACAUCUACAUCCUGAACCUGGCUGUGGCUGAUGAGCUCUACAUCAUCGGGCUCCCCUUCCUCACCACACAGAAUGUGCUCUCCUAUUGGCCCUUUGGCUCUUUCCUGUGCCGCGUGGUCAUGACUGCAGACUCUAUGAACCAGUUUACGUCUAUUUUCUGCCUGACGGUCAUGUCCAUCGAUCGUUACCUGGCUGUGGUUCAUCCCAUCCGCAGCACCAAGUGGAGACACCCCCGCGUGGCCAAGGUGGUGAGCGCAGCUGUGUGGGCCGUGUCCUUUGUGGUGGUCCUGCCGGUGGUCAUCUUCUCUGAUGUCCAGGAAACAUUCAACUCCUGCAACAUGAUCUGGCCAGAGCCGAAUGACGUGUGGUCGACAGCCUUCAUCCUCUACACUGCCACGGUGGGCUUCUUUGGACCGCUGCUCAUCAUUUGCCUCUGCUACCUACUUAUCGUCAUCAAGGUGAAGUCCUCGGGGGCGCGGGCGGGCUUCACCAAGCGUCGCCGUUCGGAGCGUAAGGUGACGCGGAUGGUGGUGGUGAUCGUGGUGGUGUUUGUGCUCUGCUGGCUGCCGUUCUUCAUCAUCAACAUGGUCAACCUGGUUGUCAUCAUCCCAGAGUCCAGCGUCACUGCCGGCAUCUACUUCUUUGCUGUCAUCCUGUCCUACGCCAACUCCUGCGCCAACCCGGUGCUCUACGGCUUCCUGUCAGACAACUUCAAACAGAGUUUCAGAAAAGUGCUGUGUGUGAAGAGUAUGAGGUGCAAGGCCAAUGGUGUAGAUGAUGGUGACCCCAGUGCCCCACGUACUGAGAAAACCACAGCACACGACCUUGUCCUGCUCUCCCCUCGAAACCAAGUCUACCAUGAUCCCCAGAGCAGCCAGAUUUCUCCUCAGGCUCCAGACUCGCCUGCCUCGCACACAGCAGCAGACCUGCACCGCUUCAGCCCUACCUAUCAAUCUCCCUCCACUUGUCCAGGGAUCGGAUCCACCACUACCACGAUAACCUCCACAGCAGCCUCCGUGGUAACCAACAUUGUAACCCCUGCUGAACCUCCCACCACCACUGCCCUGACUACGCCCGCCUCAUCAGCCACCAUAGCUCCACAGGAACACUAGCCAAUAAACUCUGGAUGUCAGGUGUUUUAGGAAAUGAAAAGAGGAGCUGAGGAGGAAAAAAAACGUGAUGAUGUGAGACUAUAGAGGAGGGAACACAGUUGGAUUAGCUGAUGAAAAAUGGAAAACACUGAUGCUUCUCAGCAGUAACAAUGUAAAAAUGCAUAUAUCGGGCUAUUUCCUGAUACAAACAUGCACACUCAUUCUAAAUGCAUUGCAGCAUUGAUGGGCCAUAUCAGUGAAACAACCUGAUGAAUAUUUUUCAUGCCUCGAUGUAUGAAUUACCUGUAUGAAUCACCAAGCCCUGGGUUUCUCUCCAUCCAGCCAUCUGACAUAAGUGCCUUUUCAGCCACUCUCAGCAAUCACCACGACUCCUAAAGACACACAAACAUUCACACCUUACUUCUCUCACUUCCUGUUAGUGUGUCAGAUAACAUGUAAGAAUGUAUUAACUUUAAGGAACCAAAAAUGCCAUCAAGGACAUAUUUAAAGCCAGCGGAGAAGACUUCCCGCAGGUACCUGAUAUCUUUAUUUUGGUAAACUGGGCAUUACAGGGUUCUUUUAUUAUAGACAUACAUGAUUCAGGCUGGAAAGAUGAAGGUAUUUUUAGAUAAAAAUCUUGGCCUACUACAGCUUGAAUGAAACUGCUAAACAGCACAAUGCACUAAUUCAGUAUCAAGUUUUUUUCUGUGUUAAAAGUGCAUUUUUCUGUUUCAAGCUCCCACUCACUGCUGUUCACUUUACUCAAAUGGGCGUAUUGUGAUCAAUGAACUUGACAUCUGUACCGCUUUGUGGAAACAGUCCGCUGUAAUCCUUGUGGGUUAUUGUUUGUAUUUGGUAAAAAAUAGCUUGCUUGCUGUUUGUCAGCUUCUCAGUCACAGGAAAUGUGACUCUGCGCCUGCUCAGUGACCUUCUGCAAACAUGUAGCCAGCUCUGAAAACAAAACCUCUGACCUCUUUGUAUAUACGCCUCUUACUUUGUGUCUUUAUAAACUUGUGUGUCAUGUAGGUGUGUGUGUGUGUACAUGUACAUUUGUGGCAUAUGUACAGAAUAUGUGUAUAUGUUUUUCUCUGCAGAAGCCGUGAUGCUGCUAAAUCCAGGGUUUACAGCAGCACGUAUUGUUGCAAGUGUUACUGUAUGAGCGGCAUGUUUAUUGUAUAGUAGAUGCUAUUUCUGAUCAGACUGGCAGCACAUUAUCAGCUCUCACAGCCUCUGUUAGUUUUGGCCUUUGAACUGCUUGUAUUGCAACCGUGUCAGCCCUUGAGAUUUUAUUAUCAAAGAUCCUGUGUUGUGACAGGAUGGAGAGGAUUAUACCACAGGCACAGAAAAUACUUGUUUCUGAAUGUUUGGGAGGUACCUUUAAAAUCAUAUAACAGGACACCUCAGAUAUAUUUCUGGUCAGUCAUACUGAGCAACACAGGCAACUAUAGAAACAGUAUUUCUGCUUUAUGCUACGUCACCUUUUAACACUGACAAGUGAAACAGACCUAAACAAAGACUAAAAACUAUAAACCCACAUUAAAUUCAUGGCAAUCUGAGCACAGCUUCUCCUUUUGUGGUACAGUGAGUGACGGAGCAGAAAAACACAUUCGUAUGUUAUUUUUGUAUUUUAGUGAACCUAAAGCAUUUCAGUAGUAACGCUUAUGUUUCUAUUUUCUGGUCUCCAUAUUCUCACCACACAACCAGUCCCUUUAUAAAACCAGUCAUUGUGAUUAAGGCUAUUCAGUAAAAGCUAAUUAGAAUCAAACAAUGUGUUUAUUGUAGUAGAACAUACUGUAAUAAAGUGAGUAUGAGUUCAGGUUAUACUUUUUUCAGCCACUUGUCAUAUGUGUAGAGAAAGAAAAACUCAUCAGCGGCACGAGGAAGCUGACCAGGUGAAUAUAAUGAGUGGAGGCGAUGUCAGCGAAACGAAUGGAAGCUGUCAAAAAAAAAAAAACAAGGCUUUUAAUAAUAAAGGCUUUUUCGUGCAAAUACAGAGACUAUGUUGUAUACUUUACUAGAUUAUUUAUAGUUGUUCAGAUGCUUCAGUGCUGUAUGUUUGUUGGGUUAUAUUGGAAUAAAAUGGUGUGAUC
Molecule: messenger RNA, 4272 nt
Organism: Seriola aureovittata
Lineage: Eukaryota; Metazoa; Chordata; Actinopteri; Carangiformes; Carangidae
Gene: sstr5
Product: somatostatin-like receptor F_48D10.1
Exons: 5
Coding region: 827-2203 (458 amino acids)
Biological process (GO): neuropeptide signaling pathway; cellular response to glucocorticoid stimulus; regulation of insulin secretion
Cellular component (GO): neuron projection; membrane
Molecular function (GO): somatostatin receptor activity; neuropeptide binding
Source: RefSeq, a predicted model, not a curated record